Solanum lycopersicum (tomato) is the source of this 1095-nucleotide messenger RNA. NCBI's taxonomy places the organism in Eukaryota, Viridiplantae, Streptophyta, Magnoliopsida, Solanales, Solanaceae. The record is from RefSeq and is a predicted model, not a curated record.
UUUGCAUUCCUUUUAAUACGUAAUGAGUAGAUAUGCAAUUCAAUGUCUUUCACUUGUUGCAAGCUCAUGUCUUUUGAGGUUUAUCUAUACUAGUUUCAAUUCUAGCAAUGAAAUCUUAUCUUUAUGUGACCUUUUCAGUUGUGGCGCAGAUAAUAUAUGCCAGUCCUACAUUAAUGUUUUGUGUUGGUUCCUUGUGAGUCGAAACAAAUUAACUUCCGUCUCAUAUUGUGAUUUGAUGCAGAUUAACUUUCUUCAAUUACCUGUCCAAUAAGCAUAAGUUUGCUCACCUCUUUAGUGGCUCAAAUUUCAUGGAUUCAACCUUAAUUUGCUACUAUACGAGCAAAGCUUAAUCUGAAACAGUGGAAAUCAGAGAGAAACCGAGGGAAAAAGCAAAAAGGUAAUGGCAAAACCAUCACAACCAAUUCGAAAUGAGAAGGAGGAGAUAAAAGAGACUGAUACUACGGCAUCCACCAACAAUAAUGAGAGCAGCAAAAAGAAGGUGACAAGAAAGUUGCCAAGCGCGAGAGAGCUUGUAUCACACUAUGAAUCACAAGGCGUUGACUCUCAAGAAGCUUCCUAUAAGGUCAUUGAGGAUCUCCAGGGUGCUCUUUUCAGGGUGAUCAGCACCUCUCGAAAUGACAAGAAUCGCAAUAAUAAUAGGAAUGUGUCAUCUGAAACCUCUAGAAAACUCGAUGUUAUCAAUGCUCGACUGCUCAGCCUUGACAUGAAAGUUGAUUCCAAGCCAGGCUACCCUCAAACCCUCGCCAUCGGGAUGGCCUCUGGUGGCCUUCUUCAAGUGCUCCCUCGUGUUGCAGAAUCGGUUGUCCAAAUUUGGAACUCUGUUAGAAAUGCUACCAACUCAAAACAGUAAUAGACCAUAAAUCUUGUUGGUUAGCAAUGCUUUCUUGUAGUCAUGGUUUUUUCUACUUCUGAAGUAGAGUUUUGUUGAACUUAUGAUAUGCCAAAAAAAUAGAAAAUUGUUCUCUUAAGGCCCCAUUGUUCAACCUGGUGUCAUGUAUCUUUAGCAUGUAUAUCACAAAUUUUGGCUGAUAUACAGUUGUUGUCACCCAAGAUCUAUGGUCUUUAUUUCUACUA